This is a messenger RNA of Helianthus annuus (common sunflower), 2059 nucleotides long. RefSeq lists its product as uncharacterized. The coding region runs from base 249 to 1919 and encodes 556 amino acids. The record is from RefSeq and is a predicted model, not a curated record. NCBI's taxonomy places the organism in Eukaryota, Viridiplantae, Streptophyta, Magnoliopsida, Asterales, Asteraceae. The transcript is spliced from 4 exons.
AAAAUUCAGUCCCUUUGUCACCUCUCUUUAGUUACCGUUAUCAUCCUCCGCUCUUAAACCCUUUCAUUCUUCCAUCAAAACCCUAACUUUUUCUUCUAGAAUUAUCUGUAAUUGAUCGUUACAACAAACCCUUCUUUCUUUUUUUAGGGUUUCGUUUCUUGAUGAUCAAAUUUGACAGUCCAAUUAACUCUUGUAUCUUGUGUAAAUCCCCAAUUUUUUGCGAUCAAUUUCGUUGUUGAUAACUCGAUAUGGCUACAUUGGCACCGGGUAUCUUGUUGAAGCUUCUGAAUGGGAUGAAUUCAGGGGUGAAACCCACAAGUGAACACAGGAGUUCACUUCUACAAGUGACAGAUAUUGUUCCAGCUGAUCUUGAUGAGAAAGACCUGUGGCCGAAACACGGGUUUUACAUCAAAGUUUCCGACUCUUCGCAUUCGAUCUAUGUGAGUUUACCCUUUGAACAAGAUGAUCUUGUUCUCAGCAACAAGAUGCAGCUUGGUCAGUUCAUUUAUGUUGAUAAUCUUGAGCCGGGUUCACCGGUUCCUAUAGCGAAAGGCGCGAAGCCACUUCCGGGCCGCCACCCGUUUGUUGGAACGCCUGAACCACUUAUGGGUCUGAGAGAAAAAGGGGAACGAGAACAUAAGUCGAUUUUGAACUCGAAUACGAAGUCUUCAGCUCCAAGACGAGGUUCUUGGGGGACAGGACAAAAGGGGGAAGAUGGGGUGUGUGCUUCACCGAUGGUUUUGAAGCCAUGUCCUUUGGAUUUCGAUCAUUGUACGCCUGUGAAAUCGAGGUCUGCAAUGAGGCCUAACUUUCCUAUGUCGCCGUUGAUAAGAAGCAGAGCGGGUGAGAAGGACGGAAUGUCGAAUGGUGGGGUUAGAGGCUCUGCGGGUGGGGCGUUGUUGUCGAAGAUGAUGGAAAGUCCUGCAACGAGAAAGAGUUGCGCUGUUAGUGCUUCGACGAUGAAGUAUACGAGGAGUAAAAGUACAAUUUGCGACAGAGAUGCAAAGAUUUUAAGAAGUCCUUUUAAUACAGCUGAAAAGAAAAGCACAACACCUCCUCCAAAUUUAAGGAAUGCCCGAAUGUCGUCUUCCCCAAGUGUUGGUUCGGAGACCAAGAGUUAUUCAAACUCACAGAUGGCUUCACAACAAGAUUCUCCGUAUGGGGACACCGGCUUAUCGUUUAAUUUACCAGGAAAACUUGGCCUUCUGGGAAAGGAAGCCAUUCAGCAACGCGAAACAGCUCAGAAGAUUGCCCUUCAAGCACUUAGAGAAGCCUCAGCCACUGAAACCGUUGUUCGUUCCCUCAAGAAUCUAUCCAGUUUGAGCAAAUCAGCCAACCCUGAAAAUCCAGCAGACUGUUUUGACCAGUUUCUUGACUUCCAUAGUCAAAUUGUUCAAGCAGUAGCUGAAAUGACAUCAAUCAAGGCUGCAACGGUUCAAAUCUCAUCGGAAAGCCAUCCACAAGCCUUGCAUGAUAAUACGAAUAACUCAGAUUCAAACAAUGCUUCCAAAAGACGAGCUGCUUUAUACAAAUCAAUAGCAGCAUUUCCCGAAAGAAAUGAUCAAAAGUCGACGAAGCAAAUGAGACCGCCGUCAGCUGUUAAUCAAAAGGCGAAAGUGUUUGACAACGAUGAAAAUAAGAAUCCAGGGGGGUCUUGUUGCAGUUUAAGUAAUACGAUAACAUUAGGAAUGCAGAUUGAGACCGAGGCUGGGAAUUGGUUUAUGGAGUUCUUGGAGAAAGCAUUGGAAAAGGGGAUGAAGAAAUCGAUGGAAAAAGAUAAGAAGAAAGUUCCUCAAUCACUUGUAUUGAAGGUCAUUAAUUGGGUUGAAGUUGAACAAUGCGAUUCUAGCAAGAGACCGGUGCAUCCAAAAGCAACACAAAUUGCUAGGAAAUUGAGGAUUAAAAUGAAGAACCCUUGAGUAAUGUUGAUUAGUGUGUAAUUUGUGAGGGAAUUUGAUUGUGUUGAAUUUAAUUAAUAUCUUGUACUGCUGUUUGAAACUAGUUCUAUACCGCCCUGUCCGGUCUAUAUAUUAAUGGUAUAAGGACAAAAGUAUAUUUC